Molecule: messenger RNA, 927 nt
Organism: Pochonia chlamydosporia 170
Lineage: Eukaryota; Fungi; Ascomycota; Sordariomycetes; Hypocreales; Clavicipitaceae
Exons: 1
Coding region: 1-927 (308 amino acids)
Source: RefSeq, a predicted model, not a curated record
AUGGCCAACUUUGCUGAGUUACCUACUGAGCUUCGACUCAAGAUAUGGUCCUGCGCUGUGGAACCUCGGGUUCUUAUUCUCGAUGACCUGGUUCAGCAGAAGGAAGCAUAUCCAUUGCCUUCUGUGACCCAGCUGAAUGUGGAAGCUCGCGCAGAGACUCGUCAUGGCUAUGAAUCAGUCGGACGGGGAUCAUGUUUUCACUUUUCUCGAGAUAUAUUGGUCUGCGACCCCAAUAUUUCGGACCAGAGACCAAAUGUGCCCCUGGAAGAGCUGGCCAUGCGCGUGGAACGACUCGCCUUUUGGGACUGUUUCCCCGACGAUGGCCGCAUAGACGGCUUGUUUCAUUACUCGGCGUACCUUGCAGCGUGUUACCCGAGCGGCAAACAUGGCAAGAUCGAGUUUGAUAAGUUUUGGUUUCCAAACUUGCGAGAUCUCUGGAUCAUCAAGGUUGGCGAGGUAGAUCGAUCCUGGAUGGUGGGCGUCGACAAGGAUAUGCCUUGUGAAGUUCGCUUGCGGAAAACGGCCAGACAGUUUCGAUACUGGGUGGAUGAGGACAUCAUCGAGAUUGCUCCAUUGGACUUGAGCGAGCCAGAAACCAAACUGAUCCUCCGAGAAGGGAGAUGUGGCAAAGAAGACUGCCAGAGACUCAACCAUGGCCGACAAAGGAUGGUGUCCAAGGUGGUCUUCGUGGAUGGCAAGUAUACCCCUAACAGGCCAGACGACAAGGUAAACAAAUGGCAGCGCAUCUGGCCAUGGUCUACCAUGGUCGAGCAGGGCAGUACGGAGACUGAUACAUCUGCCAACCGAAUGAGAUGGAUCAUAGUCGAGCGGAUCCUGACGUUUUCAUUGCGCUGGGACGGUUUGGAUGACCUGUCCUCCGACCAUCGACGCAUACGCCGCGCACAAACCGCAGUCGAAGCGGCUUGA